AUGUCGCCGAAUACUGGUUCAACCAAUAACAACACUACAAUAGUGCCGUCUUCUGUUAGGCAGUCAUAUUCCCAGAUACCAACACCAGGUUAUUACAGUAAUGAUCAAUCCACUCCUAUUGAAGAUGUCAAGAUCAUUGAUAAACAAAGCAUCCAGUAUAUUAUCAAGUCAGGUAUUGCUGGUGGUAUUGCAGGGUCAUGUGCCAAAACUUUGGUGGCUCCGUUAGAUAGAAUCAAGAUUUUAUUUCAAACUUCCAACCCGGAAUUUAUUAAAUAUCGAGGAACUUUCCAUGGAUUUAUUGAUGCUGGAAAACGUAUUAGGAAAACUGAUGGAAUAGUAGGAUUAUAUCAGGGUAAUUCCAUCACAUUAUUGCGUAUUUUCCCAUAUGCAGCAAUCAAGUUUGUUGCCUAUGAACAAAUCCGAACAAUCUUGAUUCCUAAUGAUAAUUAUGAAACAGCAGCAAGAAGAUUUAUGGCGGGUUCAUUGUCUGGCUUGGCAUCUGUAUUUUUCACAUAUCCGUUAGAUUUAAUUAGAGUAAGAUUAGCAUUUGAAACUAGAAAUUUGGCCCAUGUACAGAUACAUCAACAACAUAAGGAGUAUAUGUCACAUCGUCGAGGAAGAAUAUUAUCGACUGUUCGAUUGAUAUUUAAUGAGAAUCCUCCACUAAAGCCAACCGAUCCAUCAUGGUUAAGAAUAUUACGUACAUCCUUCCCAUCACAAAUUCAGCAUAUCGCCAAUUUUUAUCGAGGUUUUGCGCCAACUAUCAUGGGAAUGAUUCCUUAUGCUGGGGUUUCAUUUUAUACCCAUGAUUUAUUGCAUGAUAUUUUCAGAUCCAAAUGGUUAGCUCCUUAUACAGUACAAACACAUUCAUCGUCAAACACAAAUGUUGUCAUAAGAAAGAAAGGGAAAUCAUCGAGAGAAUCACGAGCUCCAUUAAAGGCAUAUGCCCAACUAAUUGCCGGUGGGAUAGCUGGGUUAUGUUCUCAAACUGCAGCAUAUCCAUUUGAAGUUAUCAGAAGAAGAAUGCAAGUUGGUGGUGCUGUGAAUGAAGGUCAGUAUUUAUCAUUCAAAAAUACAGCAAAGUUGAUUUAUCGUGAGAAUGGAUUUAGAGGGUAUUUUGUUGGGUUGAGUAUAGGAUACAUUAAAGUUGUUCCAAUGGUUGCAUGUUCAUUCUUUGUCUACGAAAGAAUGAAAAAAGUUUUAGGUAUAUAG
This is a messenger RNA of Candida tropicalis MYA-3404, 1212 nucleotides long. RefSeq names its product coenzyme A transporter (gene LEU5). Lineage: Eukaryota; Fungi; Ascomycota; Pichiomycetes; Serinales; Debaryomycetaceae. Gene Ontology annotation, biological process: transmembrane transport. The record is from RefSeq and is a predicted model, not a curated record. Bases 1 to 1212 code for a protein of 403 amino acids. The transcript has a single exon.